AGUACUCGGUGGGGUUUCGCCUUUCGUAAACAGCGGCACCAUGAACUCCAGCACUAUUUUGGAUUAUUUUCGGACACUGCCACCGGAUCCGGUGAAGUUGCCCUUGCUCAGCUCCCCGCUGCAGGUUCUGCUGAUCGUGCUGGCAUAUCUGGCCAUUGUCCUUAAGCUGGGCCGGGACUUCAUGGCCAACAGGAAGCCGUACAAUGUGCGGAGAGCGAUGCUGGUGUACAACCUCUGCCAGAUCCUGAUGAACGCUGGGCUGUUCGGCACUGGCGUCUACUACAUAAUCGUCCGAAGAAUCUACGAUAUGCGAUGCAUGAACAUGCUGCCACUGGAUCAUCCAGAAAAGAGCAAGGAGCACCUGGUCGUCUACGCGUAUUUCCUAAACAAGCUACUCGACAUGGCCGACACCGUGUUCUUUUUGCUGCGCAAGAGCUACAAGCAGAUCACCGUGCUCCAUGUCUACCACCACGCCCUGAUGGUCCAGGGUCCGCCCCUUGUCAGCUACUUCUUCGGGAUGGGGGGCCAGUACACCAUGAUGGGCUUCCUCAAUUCCUUCGUCCAUGUCGUCAUGUACACCUACUACUUUGUGGCGGCCCUGUAUCCGGAGAUCAAGGGCAAGUUGUGGUGGAAGCAGUACAUCACCAAGCUGCAGCUGGUGCAGUUCGUCCUCCUGUUCCUGCAGGCUAUGCUGGUGCUGUGCCUGAAUCCGGCAUGCACCUUCCCACGCGGCCUGCAGUACUUGCAGCUGGCGGUCUCCACCUCAAUGAUGGUCAUGUUCGGCAACUUCUACUACCACACCUACAUCAAAGCCAAGACCAAACAGCAAUAAUCACCAAUAAAGUUCACUACACUA
Molecule: messenger RNA, 856 nt
Organism: Drosophila obscura
Lineage: Eukaryota; Metazoa; Arthropoda; Insecta; Diptera; Drosophilidae
Product: elongation of very long chain fatty acids protein F
Exons: 3
Coding region: 41-832 (263 amino acids)
Biological process (GO): fatty acid elongation, monounsaturated fatty acid; fatty acid elongation, saturated fatty acid; fatty acid elongation, polyunsaturated fatty acid
Cellular component (GO): endoplasmic reticulum membrane
Molecular function (GO): fatty acid elongase activity
Source: RefSeq, a predicted model, not a curated record